AGUACCUUUUUGGGUUUUGUCAUUUUCUGUAACCUGUAUGCUAUCUUGUGCCUUAGCCAAUACUGGAUUAGGGAGGAAAAAUGAGCACAACAAUAGCCAUCAAUUUUUCUUCUCAUCCCAAACCAAAAGAUCUCUCAGAAGAAAGAAAACCCAUCUCCAAGCUUACCCAGAAAUCUGUUUUAGAACUCUUGGACAGAAAAUGCACAUCUUCCCUCCAACAUCUUAAGCAAGUUCAUGCGUUUGUAAUCAGGACUGCUCACAUUCAAGACCACUAUGUGGCUGGUACCUUAUUGAAGUGCUACUUAAAUCCUGACUUUAGCAACUUGGAUUGUGCUAUAAAGGUCUUCAAUUGUGUCCCAAAUCCUAAUGUUUUUGUUUGGAAUACUAUCCUCAAAGGGUGCUUGGAGAAAAAUGAGCCUUAUUUGGUCAUGUAUUUUUACUCUAAGAUGGUGCUUGGAUGUUCAAGACCUAAUAAGUUCACGUUUCCUACAUUGUUGAAGGCUUGUAGCAUAACACAGGAUGAGAGAGAAGGCGUACAGGUCCAUGCUCAUGUGGUGAAAAAGGGGUUUAGUGGGAAUGUUCACUUACGUAGUUCAGGUGUUCGAAUGUAUGCCUCCUUUGGAAAAGUAGAGGAGGCAAGGAGGAUGCUGGAUGGGGAUGGAGACCCAGAUGUUGUUUGUUGGAAUGCAAUGAUUGAUGGAUACUUCAAAUGUGGAAAUGUAGCAGCAGCUAAGGAGUUGUUUGAUUCCAUGCCAAAGAAAAAUAUUGGGUCUUACAAUGCAAUGAUAAGCGGGUUAGCUGAAUGUGGGAUGAUUGAAGUGGCAAGGAACUUGUUCGAUGAAAUGACAGAAAGAGAUGACAUAUCUUGGAGUGCAAUGAUUGAUGGGUAUAUCAAAGCAGGGAAUUUCAAGGAAGCUUUGGAGGUUUUCAAUUCAAUGCAAAAAGAGAAAAUUGGACUACAGAAAUUUGUUCUUUCAAGUGUGCUUGCAGGCUGUGCGAAUGUGGGGGCUCUUGAUCAGGGCAGAUGGAUUCAUGCUUAUAUUGUAAGCAAUUCUAUUCAUUUAGAUCCGGUAUUAGGCACUGCAUUGUUGGAUAUGUAUGCAAAAUGUGGCUGUCUAGACUUAGCAUGGGAUGUUUUCGAGAAGAUGAAGAAGCGAGAAGAUUUUACUUGGAAUGCCAUGAUUGGAGGGCUUGCUAUCCAUGGUAGAGCAAACGAGGCAGUUGAGCUAUUCUGCAAAAUGCAAAGGGAAAAGGUAAGACCAAAUGGGAUUACAUUUGUAAGUCUCUUGAAUGCUUGUGCUCAUGCUGGAAUGGUUGAUAAAGGUCUACAGAUUCUGAAUUCAAUGAAGAGGGAGUAUGGUAUUGAACCAGCAGUUGAGCAUUAUGGGUGUGUCGUUGACCUGCUAGGAAGGGCAGGGAAACUCUCAGAGGCGGAGGAGCUUAUAAAUUCAAUGCCAGUAAAGCCUGAUGCAGCAGUUUGGGGAGCACUUUUAGGUGCUUGUAGGAAACAUGAAAAUGUUGAAUUGGGUGAGAAAGUAGGGAAGAUCUUGCUUGAGAUAGAACCAGAAAAUAGUGGUCGUUAUGCUUUGUUGUCCAACAUUUAUGCAAAGGUGGGAAGAUGGGAUGAUGCAGCAGAAGUGAGAAUACUAAUGAAGGAAAGAGGAGUGAAGACAGCUCCUGGUUGUAGUAUGAUUGAUCUGGGAGGUAGAGUUCAUGAGUUCAAAAUGGGAGAAGGAUUAAACCCACAAAUGAAAGAAAUAUACUUGAUGUUGGAAAAGAUCAUUCAGAAACUUAAAAUGGAGGGCUAUUCACCAGACACCACACAAGUUUUGUUUGAUAUUGAAGAGGGAGAGAAGGAAAUUACAUUGAUGCACCACUCAGAAAAGCUUGCAAUUGCUUUUGGGCUGAUUAACACAAGGCCUGGAACUACCAUCCGCGUUCUUAACAACUUGAGAAUGUGUGAGGACUGCCAUUCUGCUGGAAAGCUUAUUUCACGAGUAUACAACAGAGAGAUUAUGGUGAGGGACCGAGUACGCUACCAUCACUUUACAAAUGGAGCAUGCACAUGUCAGGAUUUCUGGUAACUUUCUGGAUUUUAUGAAUUAGCAUAUUUGCAUAUAGAAUUCGCAAUGAGGUGUUUAUUCUAGGUCUGGUACAUACUUUUGUAUGCAAAACAGGAAAAUCUUCAUUUUCUGUGAAACAAUUCAGUUACAAAUUGUUUGGUUGAAGUAUCUGAAUGAGCUUUUGUUAAAAGACAGGACUAUUUAUUGAAAAACUUCUCUUAAAUAUAUGCAAAAAUUUCUGAUCUGGCCUCUUCAUUAGGAAUUUUGGACCCUCACCACCUCAAAACCAUCUUUUCCGGGGCUUUGAGUUCAUAAAGGAUAUAUUUUCACAAAAACCCUAAUCCACUUGAAAGUCUCAUUCAGUGAAUCAGUACCCCUAUGAUCUGAUUUUUUUCACUCCAUACCAGAUAAGUCAUGGUUUUUAUUUAAAUAUAUCGUUUACCGCGAUCAUAACUGGACUAAAGGCCUUAAAUUUACAACGAUGACUUAUAUACAAUUUCUUUUUUGGUAACGUGGAACCCAUCCGCCACCCAUCGGACAAUUGACAGGUAAACCCCGGGCCACAUAUGACUCAUAUACAAUACUAUCACACAAAAGCAAGUUCUAACUAUAGCAUAAAACAUGUACUCAGCACUCUCUGCAUAUGUUAUAACUUAGUGCCUUUUUCUAGCAAGUCCUUGGUGGUUGACAAUCAUUUGCGUAGACAUGGUGUGUCUCAGUAGAAGCCCCAGAACCAUAACUUCCAUAGCUAUCGUUGGUCUCGUCUUUAUAAGUGCUUGGACUGUUAGAGUCUGGCAAAGCUGACUUAUCUUUCUGAUCAGUUGGUUUCUCCUCCAAAAGUCUUGCAUCAGCUUCAAGACUCGAUAAAACCAAUCCAAGAACAAGUAAAGUAACAAUUGAAAUCUUCAUGAUCGAACCUGUAAAAAGUUCAAUACUACAGACAAAUUAAUAUCAUUACUAAGAGUAGUAAGACUAACAAAGCCUUG
Tripterygium wilfordii is the source of this 3049-nucleotide messenger RNA. RefSeq names its product pentatricopeptide repeat-containing protein At5g48910-like. The coding region runs from base 81 to 2084 and encodes 667 amino acids. The transcript has a single exon. Lineage: Eukaryota; Viridiplantae; Streptophyta; Magnoliopsida; Celastrales; Celastraceae. Gene Ontology annotation, molecular function: RNA binding; zinc ion binding; protein binding. Gene Ontology annotation, biological process: RNA modification. The record is from RefSeq and is a predicted model, not a curated record.